Messenger RNA from Myripristis murdjan (pinecone soldierfish), 1337 nucleotides. Its product is annotated as polyadenylate-binding protein-interacting protein 2. Bases 141 to 533 code for a protein of 130 amino acids. The transcript is spliced from 4 exons. The record is from RefSeq and is a predicted model, not a curated record. Gene Ontology annotation, molecular function: mRNA regulatory element binding translation repressor activity. Gene Ontology annotation, cellular component: cytoplasm. Gene Ontology annotation, biological process: negative regulation of translational initiation. NCBI's taxonomy places the organism in Eukaryota, Metazoa, Chordata, Actinopteri, Holocentriformes, Holocentridae.
AGAACGUUGUCCAUGUAAACAAACAGAGCUCGCGCGGCCAUUACAGUUGAAGAGUUCGACGGAGAGUUUGACGUUUCCAGUUUUUUUUUUCCGCAACCGCCGUCGGUUGUCUGGCCAGUGCCGGUGUGGUGGACAGGGAGAUGAAAGACCCGAGUCGCAGCAGCAGCGCCCCGAACAUGACAGUUAGCAACGACGUCAUCCUCACCAACCAGUUCAACCUGGAGGACAACCCGUUCGCAGAGUACAUGUGGAUGGAGAACGAGGAGGAGUUCAACAGACAGGUGGAGGAGGAGCUGUGGGAGGAGGAGUUCAUCGAGCGCUGCUUCCAGGAGAUGCUGGAGGAGGAGGAGCAGUGGGAGUGGUUCAUCCCGUCCAGAGAUCUGCCCUCCCAGGCCAUCAGCCAGCUGCAGGACCAGAUCAACCUGCUGGUGCUGGGCGGCGACGUCGACAUGUGCAACGACGUCGUGGUGAACAGCAACCUGAAUCCCAACGCUAAGGAGUUCACCCCGGGCAUACAGAAGCACGUCAUGUGACCGCCGCAGGCCGCCGCCCUCUGCACUGUGAGUCAGUGGAAGAAGAUGUGUGUCGUUUCCAGUCGUCACUCCGUUGCACUCGACCUUAGGCCUGACGUGUUGCCAAAGUUCUCCGCUAGCCUUGCAUGUCUACAAGUUUGAGUAACGUUACAUAUGUACAAGUACAGCAUACUUAUAUGCCUAUUUGUUGUAACUCUUUUGAAUGUAUCUUCAAGGCGAGAGGAAGGUUAGUUUCUCUUCGUUACUGGCUGUCGUGUUCGUUCAGUUGAUCCAGGAGGUCCAGUUUCCAGAACAAACAGGUUUUUGUUACAAUCAGCUCUGAUGUCCUAACAGUAGCCCAGCUCAUAAGAGACAGUUUUUUUUGUUUUUGUUUUGUUUUUGCAGUCAUUUUAUUUGAUGUAAUUUUAUUGUGUGUGUGUGAGUGUGUGUUUGCUGUCAUAAUUUCUUUUAGAUCUUUGGGUUCUAGCGUAUAGAAAAGCACUUUGCCUCGUCAGCGUUUUUGUUUUUUAGCGUGAUAGUUUAGACCCGGUUUGGUUUGUUUUGUCCUUUGUGCUCCUCCUCCCUUCAGUUUUCAGACUGUGAAUCUGAAAUGCCACGUCUCUAACCGGCUUACUCCUGUCCCUCUGUGCUCCUGCCGACCCUCAGAGCCGGCGGCAGCGUGCCGCCACGUUAACCCCUUUUGUUUUUGUUGUUGUUUUUUCUAAAUGCACAUAAGUACUGUAUAAAAAGUGGAAUAAAGAAAAAAAGUUGUAAAAAAAAAAAUCUAUUUUUUCUUAAACUAUUUGAAAAUAAAUGUUUAUGGAG